Strongyloides ratti is the source of this 612-nucleotide messenger RNA. RefSeq lists its product as hypothetical. Lineage: Eukaryota; Metazoa; Nematoda; Chromadorea; Rhabditida; Strongyloididae. The coding region runs from base 1 to 612 and encodes 203 amino acids. The transcript is spliced from 3 exons. The record is from RefSeq and is a predicted model, not a curated record.
AUGCAAAUUAAAUUUAAUCAAAAAUUUCCUUUGUCCUCACCAUAUGGUGUUAUGCUAACUGGAAGAUUAAUAUUUUCUUUUUUACUAAUAAUAAUAAUUGCUUUUAUGAAAUAUCAUUAUGAUGGAAUUGGAUUAGUAAUAUGGUCAACAUGGUUUUUUGGUUUUUGGGCUGCAUUAUCUUUUACAGCUCAUCUUUUUGGUCUUCAACAUAAUUUAUCUGAUUCACCAGGAGUUGUCUUUUAUAUUCCUUUUGCUUUACUAGAUUUUUUUGCUGGUCUCUUUGGUGCUUUCUUUCAUUGUAUUGGUACUUUAAUAUGUCUUGUAUCACUUUUUGAUGCUGCUAGACAUUCUACUGGAUUUUUUAUUAAUUAUUUUCUUGCAACUAUAAAUUGUACUCUUUUAGUUAUAUUCUUUGGUUACUACUCACUACUGAUAUACCGUAAAACUCCAAAUGGAAAAUUGCUUGCAAUAAGAGAAAUAAUUGUUCAAGGAGAUAGUGUUACUCAUUUAAAUUUACCAACAAUAAGUAAUAAUACAAGAAUGACUGGACCACAACCUACUCAUACAAUGACAGGAGUUUCUGUUUUUAAAACAAUUCAAUCUCCAUACUAA